AUGUGUGUCUUCUUUGCAGGCCCAGCAACCAUGGCCCAUUACAAGGGCCAGCAGGAUGACUGGCUGACUGUCUAUCUGAAGUAUUUACUCUUUGUCUUCAACUUCUUCUUCUGGGUGGGGGGCGCAGGGGUCAUGGCCGUGGGCGUCUGGACCCUGGUGGAGAAGAGCGGCUACCUGAGCAUCCUGGCCUCCAGCACCUUCGCCACCUCUGCCUACAUCCUCAUCUUUGCAGGCACACUCGUCAUGGUGACCGGCUUCCUGGGCUUCUGCGCCAUCAUCCGUGAGCAGAAGAGCUGCCUCUCCACGUAUUUCUGCUUGUUGCUUGUCAUCUUCCUCGUGGAGCUGGUGGCAGGAGUCCUGGCCCACAUGUACUACCAGAAGCUGAGUGACGAGCUAAAGCAGCACUUGAACCGGACUCUGACUGAGAACUACGGGCAGCCCAGAGCGACGGAGAUCACAACCUCGGUGGACCGUCUGCAGCAGGAUUUCAAGUGCUGCGGCAGCAACAGCUCGGCCGACUGGCAGCACAGUGCUUACAUCCUAUCUCAGGAGGCCGAGGGCCGCCGGGUGCCUGACAGCUGCUGCAAGACAGUGGUGGCACGCUGCGGCCAGCGGGCCCACCCUUCCAACAUCUACAAGGUGGAGGGAGGCUGCAUUACCAAGCUGGAGCAGUUCCUGGCAGACCACCUGCUUCUCAUGGGGGCAGUGGGCAUCGGGGUGGCCUGCCUGCAGAUCUGCGGGAUGGUGCUCACCUGCUGCUUGCACCGGAGGCUCCAGCUGCAUUUUUACUAAUGGCCACCCUGUCCCCUCCUACUGCCUCUCCAAGUACAGAUGCCCAGAUCCCCUCUGCCAGGCCUGGAGAGCGGCAUCAGCUCAACUAGGGCCUUAGACUCCACUGACUCUGUGCCCAGCCCCUGGGAACCACGAAGUGCCUGAGACCACACACGGCUCCACUGCUCCUGCCUAGACCAGGGACCCUCAGCCCC
Trichechus manatus latirostris (Florida manatee) is the source of this 986-nucleotide messenger RNA. It is a transcript of the gene TSPAN11, whose product is annotated as tetraspanin 11. NCBI's taxonomy places the organism in Eukaryota, Metazoa, Chordata, Mammalia, Sirenia, Trichechidae. Bases 1 to 792 code for a protein of 263 amino acids. The transcript has 7 exons. Gene Ontology annotation, cellular component: plasma membrane. The record is from RefSeq and is a predicted model, not a curated record.